Messenger RNA from Macrosiphum euphorbiae (potato aphid), 378 nucleotides. Lineage: Eukaryota; Metazoa; Arthropoda; Insecta; Hemiptera; Aphididae. The record is from the annotation of a GenBank genome assembly.
AUGCACCGUUUCACAACCAAAACCAAAAUCAUCCAGUUAACUACAGCCAUAAUAUCAUCAAGUGGAACUGGGUUAUCCGAGGAGCAAUCAAUUCCAAAUGAUUCAACCGAACCUAAAAAUAAUUAUUCAAUUUGGAGUACCGUUGAUACUAAAGUGGCCCAAAAGAAAGCUGUUGGCACAAAUACAUCUAGGGCAAUAAUAGAAGUACAGCGGUAUUUGGAAGACUCACUGCAACAAAGAAAUGCAGAUCCUUUGGAAUGGUGGCAAGAAAAUAAUCAUAAUUACCCAUAUUUAAGCCAGUUAGCUAGGAAAACACUCUGUUGUCUUGGCACAUCAGUGCCUUGUGAACGUGUUUUCAAAAUCUGGGUUAUUGAUUAG